Molecule: messenger RNA, 4101 nt
Organism: Petromyzon marinus (sea lamprey)
Lineage: Eukaryota; Metazoa; Chordata; Hyperoartia; Petromyzontiformes; Petromyzontidae
Biological process (GO): regulation of DNA-templated transcription
Molecular function (GO): RNA polymerase II cis-regulatory region sequence-specific DNA binding; DNA-binding transcription factor activity, RNA polymerase II-specific
Source: RefSeq, a predicted model, not a curated record
GUGCCGUGCCGGCCUUCGCAGGUGCUGCUCGUUAACAGCACUUGCCCCUACACUCUGUUAAGGCGACGCGGGUUGAUCUUUGUCUUCGUGUUUAGGAAACAGACGGUUCCCGUCUUGUCCCUGCAUCUUGCUGCCUACGUGCGCCUCCUCCCCGUGGCCUCUGCGCCCUCUGAAGAAGGAGGCGUUCCCCGAAACGUCGCCCAGCACGUUAAACAUCGCCACUGGGGAGACAAAGGCGUCCAGGCGAGCGGGCGUGCUGCUGGACAUCCACCCCCCUCCCCCUCCACGUGUGCCACAGCGCCGGCCUUCAUAGAUGGCUUCGCACGUUGAGUUGCCACUCAUCAAGCAAGAGCACGAUGAGACUCCAAACCCCAGGGUGUAUCCUGACGUGACUAUGGAACGUGGUUAUGAACUGGGCGUCAAGGAAGAAGAUGAUGGGAAUCUCGACACUAAGAUAAUGGAGAUUGCGGUGAAAACCGAAGUGAAGGAAGAUGCUCCAGAUGUGAAUAUUGUUAAAGUUGAAGGAGACGGUGAGAAGCCAGAGGCGACUGGGGAUUCCCACGGAUGUCCGGCCACUCCAGAUCAGAACUUCAUCGAAGUGGAGUUAUCAGAGGAUGACGUUGGUGAAGCAGGUGAAGGAAAAGAAAUGGACCUUCUGUGCAAAGAAUGCGGGAAGGGCAGUUGCUUCAAAACAAAUACGACGGACAAGGCAGAACGCACCAGCAACAAGAACCGGCGAGCCUGCAAGCAGUGUGGGAAGGCACUUGAAGGCAUCGCGUUGUGCACGGCAGUGGCUACCGAUGGAAGGAAGCACGUGUGUAAGGAGUGUGCCAAGGGGUUUACAACGCGUUUUGGUUUAGAGACGCACAUGAGAACACACACGGGCGAGAAGCCGCACGUGUGCAAAGAGUGUGGCAAGAGGUUUACAAAGCGCUCUACCUUAGCCAGACACGCGAUAUCACACACGGGAGAGUGGCCGCACGUGUGCAAGGAGUGUCAAAAGGGCUUUGUACAACGUUCCGAUUUAGAGAAACACGCACGAACACACACGGGCGAGAAGCCGCACGUGUGCACCGAGUGCGGGAAGGGCUUUUCACAACGUUCAGAUUUAGAGAAACACGCACGAACACACACCGGCGAGAAGCCGCACGUUCGCAUGGAGUGCGUGAAGGACUUUUCAAAACGAUCUACAUUAGAAGUGCUUGUUAGGACACACACCGGUGAGAAGGUGCAUGUGUGCAAGGAGUGUGGGAAGGGGUUUACAAAGCGCUCUGCCUUAACCACACACUGUAUGUCACACACGGGCAAGUGGCCACACGUGUGCAACGAGUGUGGGAAGGCGUUUUCAAAACGUUCCGAUUUAGAGAAGCACGCGAGAACACACACCGGAGAGAAGCCGUACGUGUGCAACGAGUGUGGGAAGGGGUGUUCACAACGUUCUACAUUAGAGGCGCACAUCAGAACGCACACCGGCGAGAAGCCGCACGUGUGCAAGGAGUGCGGGAAGGAGUUUGCAACGUUUUAUACUUUAACCACACACUCCCUAUCGCACACCGGCAAGUGGCCGCACAAGUGCGCAGAGUGCGGAAAGGGAUUUGCACAGCGUUCUGAUUUAGAGACGCACACAAGAACGCACACCGGCGAGAAGCCGCACGUGUGCAAGGAGUGCGGGAAAGGCUUUUCUAAGCGAUCGACAUUAGAGGCGCACACUAGAACACACACAGGUGAGAAACCGCACGUGUGCAACGAGUGCGGGAAGGGGUUUAUAAAGCGUUCCAACUUAGCCACACAUUGUAUAUCACACACGGGCGAGUGGCCGCACGUGUGCAAGGAGUGUAAUAAGGGCUUUGCACAGCGUUACGAUUUUGAGAAGCACGUGAGAACACACACCGGUGAGAAGCCGUAUGUGUGCAACGAGUGCGGGAAGGGCUUUGCAACGUGCUACACUUUAACCACGCACGCGAUAUCGCACACGGGCGAGUGGCCGCACGUGUGCGUCGAAUGUGGGAAGGGCUUUACGCAGCGUUCCGAUUUGGAGAAACACACACGAACACACACCGGCGAGAAGCCGCACGUGUGCAAGGAGUGUGGGAAGGGAUAUUCACAACGUUCCGAUUUGGAGAAACACGCAAGAACACACACCGUUGAGAAGCCGCAUGUUUGCAACGAGUGCGGAAAGGGGUUUGCAACGUUUUAUACUUUAACCACACACUCCAUGUCACACACUGGCGAGUGGCCACACGUGUGCACGGAGUGCGGAAAGGGAUUUACGCAGCGUUCCGAUUUGGAGAAGCACACAAGAACGCACACCGGCGAGAAGCCGCACUCGUGCCAGCAAUGCGGGAAGAGCUUCGCGCAGCGUUCAAAUUUGGAGGCACACGCGAGAACGCACACCGGUGAAAAGCCCCAUGUGUGCAAGGAGUGCGGGAAGGGCUUUUCCCAUCGUUACAAUUUAGAGAAACACACUAGAACACACGAUGUGGCGUGAAAAUCUGAAUCAGAAUUUGCUUCGUCUUGAAGGCAACGGUGGAUGAUAUUUUUUUUGCAACUUGACAAGAGCCGGGUACAAAACACAGACUGCAACAAGGUUGGGGGGGGGGGGUGUACAGGAGGAACUCCGCGUACUAAAUCCCGAACCCUGUGCUCCUGGGUCUAAAGAUGGGGAGCAGAUUGGGCUUACUGCCCCCACUCACACCGGAACUACGAGCGGGAGCGAAGGUUUUCAUACGGUGAGGGGGAAAGAUAAAUAGGAACAAACACAGGGGGAGCCUACGUGCGCCAGGUGAAUUUAUCGGGGCAGUGAUUAACUCUUGUCCAUCCCCCGCGGGGGGGGGGGGGCAUGAUAAUGGCCAUCUGUUAAAAAGAGCUUUAUGGCUCAUCAGAUUCCUCCAGUAUAAAUAUUCUGAUACCACAAAGUGCUCGGCCGCCCCGACUUCCUUGCAUGCGCACCUCAUGAUAAGCUCCGUAGGAAUGGGGCCCACCUGGUUUCGAACUCCCCGUUAACCCUGCCUUUUAAGCUCGUGGCUUAAAUGUUCUGCUCCCGCAAGGACUAAGAAUGGUACCGCGCCACUGAAGUUUUUGCCGGCAUGGCCUUCCUAGCCCUGUGAAAGCGGACCGUAGUGGUGCGUGCUAGACAUUUUUGACGCACCGUUUGGUUUCAGGCCCGGCCCCCCACCCCCCCCCCCACCUGCAGGGUUGAGGAGCUUAAGUUUUUUAAAGUCCAAUUAUGUCCGAGCAAAUGUACUGGUGGAUUUUUCUUUUUUCAAACCACGGGUGUUGGGGAGUAAAUAUUUGCCGAGACUUACCACAGGUGCAAGCUUGGGUUAGGCAAAGAGGGCAUUAGGCUUCGAUGGUACAAUGAACCAUCCAAAAGAAGGGGGAACAGCUCGACUAAAAAAUGAGGGGGAAAAAAGACACAAGCAUCCCUCUGGGGUCUCGGGACUAAAAAGGAAAUAAAUUAAUGUUUAACAAGAAAAAAAAGAGAUCGUUUACUGGCUUGGAAUCUGAAGUAGGGGUUUGAGAGGCCCGUUCAGCGUCGCUCACUCGGCCAUGUGUGUGUAAUGCGAUUGUCGUAAAUGGACCUUAAAGAUACGAGCCACACUAGUGCGACUCUGGCUAUCCAACCCAAACUGUGGAUCCUCUUGUAAAUGCCACAGCAGUCUGCGCUCCUUCAAUGGAGAAGGAAUGGCGAAGCCACACGCACUCUUCUCCUGAAGCAAUCUCGUGGCCGGCAGAUCUCGACAUUGGCGUUGAGCUCCUGAACAUUAAUUUGCUUGCUCUUUUUGUUUAUUUUACCAGGUGUAACCGGCUCACCAUAUAUCCCUCUCCUCCCGUAAUCGUUGCGAGGGGGCAGGCUGGUUAAUAAGUACAAAAAAACAGCUACGAUAAUGGUCGAUGAGUUCGGAGGCGAUGAGUGGAUACUCUGGGUUGUGUUCUGCCCUCCUAAGAAUCGGACGAUUCCACCGACAAGGGACACCAGAGGAUUGUGUAACUGCAACUCUUUAAAUUUCGAUUUAAAGCUUUCGUGACUGCAAGGAUUCACCUUCUUUGGUUCUUUCGGUAAAGUCACGUAGAAUGAGAAUAAAAUAAUAAAAUAAAACA